AUGCCACUGAGCCCACUGCCCAAUGCCCCAUUAUGGAUGGAAGAUCAGCAUCAGCCGGGCUGCUUUUUCGGAAGGGAGAAGCUACUGACUGCUAUGAUGUCCUACAUGUUUCCAGUUCCCGAUGAGGUGGAGCAUACCGCGCAGUCCACCCGAAUCCUUGUCCUCAACGGCAUGGGCGGCGUGGGCAAGACAUGCGCUGCAUCCACCUUCGCCGCACAAUGUAAGGGGAGUUUCUCCGCUGUUGUGUGGGUGGAUGGGUCAAACGAGACGAAUACCCUAUUGUCUCUACGGAGCUUUGCUCAGCGCUACGUAAGCGCUGUCGUUGCAUCUGGCGAUUUAGAGGGAUACCAGGCGCUUACGACGCGACUUAGGAUCGGUGACUAUCUUUCAAGUGCGUACCAACUAUCUACCGACAGCAGAGUGUUGCCGAAGAUAGCCCAGGCAGUGCUGGAUUUCCUCUCGACAGACGAUGGGAACUUUACGUGGCUGUUGAUACUGGACAAUGUCGACGAUGCCCAGUAUCCAGCUAAGAGAUACAUGCCACAAAGCCCAGCAGGCCGUAUCAUUAUCACCAGCCGCCUCACCACGGCAGCUAAUCUCGGCUUCAGUAUACCAGUAGAUGUCAUUGACGAGAACGAGGCAGCCAAAAUCAUAGUGGAAAAUGCCCCUUAUCGAAGGAAGACUGACACAGAUACAAGGGACGCUAUGGCCAUAGCAAAAGAACUAGGGUACUUGCCUCUGGCUCUGGAGAACGCCGGCGCUUUCAUUAGCGAAACGCAGAUCGCACUGUCCGAGUACCUACCCAAAUUGAAAAGCCAUCCUCGCGACAUGUUAAGCUUUAGCAAGAGCUGGGGACCGAAGAUAUCUGUCUUCAGGACGUGGGAGAUCUCUUUUGAGCGCCUCGUACGAAAGAACCAAGCAGCUGCGGAGCUGCUCCAGGUCCUCGGCUUCUCCGACAGGCAGAUGAUUUGGGAGGCAAUGUUUCUGGCCAAGUCGACUGAGCAAAACAAGCCUUUUCUCCUUCCACAAGACCUCCAAUGGCUACAGGAGGCCCGUGAAAGACCUUUCCAACUGACAGAGGCGUUUCGAAACCUGUUCGUGUCCUCUUUAGCGAAGCGCAGCGCUGAUGGAUUCAUCAAUCUCCACCCGCUGGUGCAUGCUUGGGCACGACAGAGACUUGGUCCUGCGGAAUGUAUGAGGACCAACAUCCGUGCCAUGAUAAUUAUUGGGCAAAUCAUCGAAAGUCAGGCCGCAACCUUAUCCUCCUCGCUGUUCAAACUGCUCCCGCACGCGCAAACAUGCAUGGAUCUAAUUUGUGAGCAUCCAACGGGGCACGUUAUGCCAUCAAUCUUGGCAAACCCGAUCGCAAUCCGCUCUUUUUACCAGAUAGGCGUUUUGAUGAAAACGUCUGGAAGCAUUCGACAUGCGAAACUCAUAUUCGAAGCUCUAAGCUCGGUUCAAAGUGUGCCCUCAUCUUUACUCACACUGAACUCGAGCCGGUGGCUGGGCGAGCUCCUGAUACUCGAGUCUCGGUACGAAGAAGCGGAAGAGCUUCUAGAACAUGUCCAAUUGCUCUUAGCAAAGUCGUGUGGCGAGAGUCACCCAGACACACUCGCGGCCGAGGCUGCUCUGGGUAUGGUGUAUCGACGAUGUUACCGAUUUGAGAAAGCCGAGCCCCGUCUUCUUAGCGUUAUAGAGCAUGAUACUCAGCCGUGCGGCACACUCGGGAAGCACGGUAGGGAAGCAUCUUCCUCACUUGCGCUCUUGUAUCGUCAAAAAGGUCGUUUCCAAGAAGCAGUGGCUCUACUCGACAAGGCACUGGCAGAUGCCACUGGCGAAGAUGGUGACAUGGCCGACUUGUUGACCCUGAAACACCGCCGAGCUAUCAUUCUUCAUGAUAUGGGCAAGUGGACAGAUGCAACGACAGCUAUGCAGGAGGCAUACUCGGAGCGUAAGAGUAUCCUAGGGCGCAGUCAUCCUGAGACAUUACGCAGUGCCAACGCUUUGGGUCGCAUGUGUUGCUACCUCGGACGUUUGACCCAGGCGAGGAGCCUACUGGAGGAGGCAUGGCGAGGACAGGAAGCCUUGGGAUUUGCGCCGGACGAGACGUCACAGCUGCGAACCCUGCUGAAUAUUGGAGUCCUCAAUCGGGAAGAGGGCCGCUACGAUGAGGCCGCAGACUGCCUUGCGAGAGCCCUCGCUGCGGAACGCCGCCACCAUGGCCUAGAUGCCCCUUCGGUCCUUGAAUGUCAGCAGGAGAUAGGGAUCCUUCAGACAAAGUCUGGCAAAUUCGACGCUGCCGUUGAGACUUUGGGCGAUCUGUUAGCCUCUCAGUUAAAAACUUCGCCCAAGGCUUUCGUGAUGCACCUUUCCACACGCAUCGCACUGGCCGACGGUCAGAUCAGUGCUGGCUGGCUGCAUGAGGCAAAGAAGACCCUGGAAUCAGCGGCACAGUCUGCAGAUGUGGUAGCACAGGACAGCCCCAUUUCCUUGAUGCUGCAAGUCGCAUCUGCUCGCCUGGCCCUGGAGCAAGGCGAUCCCGAGGCAGCACAAUCGUUCUUGAAGAAACCUCUUGAUGAUCUGCCAGUGGUAUUGGGUGAAAAUCACCCCGAGACAGCCAAAGCUCGAGCCUUAUCUGAAGUUUCCUUAUCCCCUGACAGGGAUGAUCCUCCUUCAAAGACAUGA
Messenger RNA from Thyridium curvatum, 2685 nucleotides. RefSeq lists its product as uncharacterized. The transcript is spliced from 2 exons. NCBI's taxonomy places the organism in Eukaryota, Fungi, Ascomycota, Sordariomycetes, Thyridiales, Thyridiaceae. Gene Ontology annotation, molecular function: ADP binding; protein binding. Bases 1 to 2685 code for a protein of 894 amino acids. The record is from RefSeq and is a predicted model, not a curated record.